CCAGUCAGCCAGUGAAGAGAAACCGCUGGCGAGACUUUUCAAACAGCAGCUCCGGACAGGAACAGACUAAACUACCCCCCCAAAACACCCCCCGCGAGCCGGUACGGUGGACUCGGCAGCCGAAGGACAGCACCGACUGAGCCCGGGCGACCGUUAAAAAAAAGGGAACCAACCGUCGUUUUUUUUUUUUUUUUUUUUUUGCGUUGGUAGUUGUUGUUGAACUUAACGGCUCUUUCCGCCGGCUGCGGCAGACUCCCACCCGGGGGUCGGGGAGCUCACCGCCGCUAGCUGCUCGCCCCGCGAACACCGGGGGAGAAGAAGCCGCACCUGUCCCCGGCUGUCAGCUACACUUUAACCCCCCCCACCCCACCCCCAACGGCUGGAACCUCAAGACGAUGCGCCGCUCGACCCCGGGGGACUUCUUCACGCCCGAGGGGUGUUUUUACCCCGCGCUACGCCGAGCGACCAGCUAGCCGACGCGGGUCCGCGCGAACAAAGUCGACGUGGAGGAGGACGAACUCAAGAAUUUCUUUUUUUCUUUUUCUUUUUUUUUUCUCCGGGGAGGAGGAAUUGUUGACGUUCUCCAAGCUGUGAUUUCACACGGAUUACUUUUUGUUUGUGUGCGCGUCGCCUCGUGCCAAGGUUACGAAAAGCCAGACAAGUUAAUUAUGUUUAUUUGUGGCCAGAAAGUAAUUCACAGUGUUUACAACUUCCACGGCGGCGUCGGGACUCUUUCCUGGUUCGAGCACCGCGACGCGAACAUUAGCUAACACAGACUAGCGCGGAUUAGCGUGUUGUGUUCACGUAGCGAGAUAGAUAGUCGGAAAUAUCUGUUGCCAAAACAAUUUUUUUUUUACUACAACAAUAUUGCAAAUCAGCUGUUGAUUGUGGGUUUCAUAGUUAAACCAACCCACAUAAAUAUAUAUAUAUAUAUACACAACCCCCACUACUAGUGAUUGACAUCACUGCAGGCUACACAGGUUUUUCCAGGUACCUGAACGCCCCCCUUUUUUUUACCUCCACUUGACAGUGAAGUCACGUUGAGUUGUGUUGCUCCAACAUCGUUAUUAUAUAUAUUAUAUAUAUAAGUAAAAACGGAGAGAUGUCGGGGCAGUCCAUCACGGAUCGGAUCGCAGCGGCCCAGCACAGCAUGACCGGGUCGGCCAUCAGCAAGGCCGUGUGCAAAGCCACCACACACGAAGUCAGCGGGCCCAAGAAGAAACACCUGGACUAUCUGAUCCACUGCACCAACGAGAUGAACGUGAGCAUCCCGCAGCUGGCCGACACGCUGUUCGAGCGCACCGCCAACUCCAGCUGGGUGGUGGUGUUCAAGGCCCUGAUCGCCAGCCACCACCUCAUGAUGUACGGCAACGAGGUAGGAGCGCACGCACCAAGCGACUAA
This is a messenger RNA of Pseudoliparis swirei, 1402 nucleotides long. Its product is annotated as phosphatidylinositol-binding clathrin assembly protein-like. The record is from RefSeq and is a predicted model, not a curated record. Gene Ontology annotation, cellular component: clathrin-coated pit; synaptic vesicle; extrinsic component of presynaptic endocytic zone membrane. Gene Ontology annotation, molecular function: SNARE binding; clathrin heavy chain binding; phosphatidylinositol-4,5-bisphosphate binding. The transcript is spliced from 2 exons. The coding region runs from base 1103 to 1402 and encodes 99 amino acids. Gene Ontology annotation, biological process: clathrin-dependent endocytosis; clathrin coat assembly; synaptic vesicle budding from presynaptic endocytic zone membrane. Lineage: Eukaryota; Metazoa; Chordata; Actinopteri; Perciformes; Liparidae.